This is a messenger RNA of Linum trigynum, 1922 nucleotides long. Lineage: Eukaryota; Viridiplantae; Streptophyta; Magnoliopsida; Malpighiales; Linaceae. The record is from the annotation of a GenBank genome assembly.
GACCGGCCCAACCAAACCAACUCCUCACCCUUCCCCUGUUCCCCUUACCGUCCCUCCCCGCCAAUAUUUCCCCCUUCCAGCUCCAGGUUCCAAUUCAGACAGUGUCCGAUCAAUGAAAUGAAGCAAAUUAUCAGGGCUACAAAUUAAGCGAACUUCUCGUACCUCAGAUUCACCCUUCCCGGCCGCCGGGAAGUUGGUGGCCGGAUCUGCUACUUCUUUUCUUUGUCCGGAGUCUGCUUACAGAAGAGGAGUCAACGCAUCGCAGAAUUCAAAUUUCACAAGUCAGAAAAUUAGCAGCGGGGAGCAAAAAUAUGGGGUCUCAAGGGCAACGUCGAAGCGGGAGCAAGACGCGCGUCGGAAGGUACGAGCUCGGGAAGACGCUUGGGAUGGGUGCCUUCUCAAAGGUCAAGUUUGCCAGGAAUACCGAGACAGGAGAGAAUGUCGCCAUCAAGAUUAUUGACAAGGACGUGGUCCUCAAACGGCGGAUGAUCUCUCAGGUUAAGCGAGAAAUCGCGAUUAUGAAGCAUGGUCGACACCCAUAUGUUAUCCGUAUGCACGAGGUGAUGGCAAGCAAGACGAGGAUAUACAUAGUCAUGGAAUACGCAGCUGGCGGUGAACUUUUCGACAAACUUGUAAAAGGGAAGCUGAGAGAAGUUGCAGCAAGGAAGUAUUUUCAGCAGCUUGUAAGUGCGGUUGAUUUUUGCCACAGUAGAGGUGUAUAUCAUCGGGACCUAAAGCCUGAUAAUCUACUUCUAGAUGCUUCUCAAGUACUUAAAGUUUCCGGAUUUGGAUGGAGUGCAUUGCCUCAGCAAGUCAGUGGAGACGGGUUACUUCACACAACAUGUGGCAGCCCAAAUUAUAUUGCUCCAGAGGUACUCCACAACAAAGGUUAUGACGGAGCCAAGGCUGAUGUAUGGUCCUGUGGUGUAAUUCUUUUUGUCUUGUUGGCUGGCUACCUGCCUUUUGAUAGUAAUAACAUAGCGGUACUGUACAAAAAGAUUGUUACAGCUGAUUAUACAAGUCCCCAUUGGUUCUCCAAUAGUGUAACGGAACUAAUUAAAAGGAUAUUGGAUCCCAAUGCAUCUACGCGAAUCAGUACUGCUGAGAUUAUUGAAAAUGAGUGGUUUCAGAAAGACUACGAGCCACCUGUUUUUGAACUAGCUGAUUUUGGUCUUGAUGAUGUGGACUCCUUCUUCAAUGAUUCAUCAGACACUCGGAAUUUUGUUGUGGCUCCUAUGAAUCCUUCAGAACUGAUUUCUACAUCUCAAAGUCUUGACCUCAGUAGUCCAUUCGAGAAGCAGAUGGAACUUGGUAAACGUGAAACUGGAUUUGCAUCGAAAAGAUCCGCUAAUGACAUAAUGACACAAAUUGAAGCAGCAGCAACAUCUUUGCAUUUUGAAGUGAAGAAGAAUAACUUGAAGAUGACUCUUCAAGGAGAGAAGACAGGACCUAAAUGCCACCUUUCAAUUGCAGCUGAAAUCUUUGAGGUGGCUCCUUCUCAAUACACGGUCGAGCUUUGCAAGUCUGGUGGUGACGCCCUGAAAUUCCACAAGUUCUACAGGAGCGUCUCGACUGGACUGAAGGAUGUUGUUUGGAAAACAGUGGAUGAAGAGAAGGAAGAAGGGAACGUGAAGGUUGGAAGCACAAGUUGAAAAGGUGUGCCGGGGUAUGCAAUGUGACAGCACUCCCCCUUUCCUCUGCAAGUGUGGAUACUACCCAAAGCAAGAAAUGUGAAACUGCAAGAGUUUGUGGUUUAGUUUGGACGUUGGAUGGGGAAGUAUGAUGCUCAUAUUUGAGGGUAGAAGGCACCAAAGGCCACGCUCGCCGACGAAGAAGGCAGGACGACGUCGAUGUUCCAGAGUCAGGCACUCUCCCUAGGAAGAAGUUAAUACAAAAAAAGUUAAUAUAGGUAGAAACACUUC